ACAAAAACCAAAUGUUAUUUCAAACAAACCUUUAAUGUUUGCCGGAUCUACUAUAAAUAUGGCAUAAAUCUCACUAGAAAGGCUCUCCCAAACAUCCACUUAGUCUAACUUAUAAAUACAUACUCAUGCAUAUAUUGACCCUUUUUCCUAACAGGAUAAUUGAGCCCUUGGUGUUUGGAGACUACCCCACGAUUAUGAAGAAAAAUGCUGGAUCCAGGCUUCCUUCUUUCACCCAAAAAGAGUCUGAACAAGUUAAGGGCUCGUUUGACUUCAUUAGCCUGAAUCAUUACACAUCUUCGUAUGUUGCUGACAACUCUGAAAUUUCCUAUACUGACCUGCGAGAUUAUAAUAAGGACAUGUUUGCCAAAACUAGAGGUUUUUUGAAUGAAACAUCAAGUCAGGGUCCUCCAACUUGUAUGCUCAAUGAUCCCUUGGGUUUUCAAAAUAUGUUGGAAUACGUCAAAGAGAGAUUUGCUAAUCCUUUAGUUUACAUUGAAGAAAAUGGCUAUGGAUUGGGAGCCAACAGAACGGUCAAUGACACAGACAGGAUUGAGUACUUGAGAGAUUAUAUUGGAAGGAUUCUUGAUGCAAUAAGGUAU
Phalaenopsis equestris is the source of this 599-nucleotide messenger RNA. RefSeq names its product beta-glucosidase 22-like. The transcript is spliced from 4 exons. NCBI's taxonomy places the organism in Eukaryota, Viridiplantae, Streptophyta, Magnoliopsida, Asparagales, Orchidaceae. The record is from RefSeq and is a predicted model, not a curated record. Gene Ontology annotation, biological process: carbohydrate metabolic process. Gene Ontology annotation, molecular function: beta-glucosidase activity. The annotation marks the transcript as partial.